Messenger RNA from Anthostomella pinea, 879 nucleotides. The record is from the annotation of a GenBank genome assembly. NCBI's taxonomy places the organism in Eukaryota, Fungi, Ascomycota, Sordariomycetes, Xylariales, Xylariaceae.
AUGGCACUGCUCGCAAGGCUGCUCGCAAGGCUGCUGCAUUUCGAGGAAGCUGUCCAGCACAACGACGACAUGCAGACAGAAGGCGAACACAUCGACGUCGAGGCAUCUCUCGCACCACGUCCAGAAAUGGUGUCAUGCGUCUACUGCAUGGAUGACCUUAAUAAGGACAAGGCAGUUCAUCUUCACUCCUGUGCGCACUACGCCUACCACGAUUGUACCCGUAGUCUAUUCAGCAACUUCCCCAACCCGGCGCGCUGCUGUCAGGAAGUGCCAGUAACCGCGACGAUUCGGGACGUACUGGGCCGCCAGACCGCGGCGGCUUAUCUCGCCAUACACUCGGAGCGAGCCCGCGAGAAUGCCGGGGACAUGCGCUGUGGUCACGAUGCCUGCAGGGCAUGGAUACCUAGCCACAAGAUUAUAGGAGAACUUGCGACCUGCCCGGCCUGCUCGGCUUCGAUGUGUCGACACUGUCGCAAGGAACCCCACGGUAACGGCGAAAGAUGCCCGGUCGAGGUGGAACUCCAGACACUGGCGAAGAGCAACGGUUGGGUCCAGUGUUCGAAAUGCCGUGUGCUUGUCGAGAAGAUCGACGGCUGCAACCACAUGAUCUGCAUGUGCGGUACCGAGUUCUGCUACAAAUGUGGCGAGCUGGACCCAGGCUGCGCAUGUGAGAGGCCAUUUCGAGCGAUGCCCCCAGCAGAUCAUGGUCCUCGGGAUUGGAUGGGAGAAGUACCACGAGGUUUUAUGGCCCGGGAGCACGGGCGGGACGUCAUGACCCUGGUAGAUCCGGACGAAGGAAGGCAGCGGUUGGAACUACAACGAGCUCUUAUGGCCCCGGAGCACCAGGGGGAACCCAUUUCCCUAGAACCACGACGAUGA